Paramecium tetraurelia is the source of this 1296-nucleotide messenger RNA. RefSeq lists its product as uncharacterized. The record is from RefSeq and is a predicted model, not a curated record. The transcript is spliced from 3 exons. Lineage: Eukaryota; Ciliophora; Oligohymenophorea; Peniculida; Parameciidae.
AUGGACAGUGUGGAACUUUUUGAAUUGGAAAGUAGUGAAUAUAUGAUAACCCAAAUUGUUAAUAAUGCUACUUUCUACCUGACAGUAGAUGCAUAUGACAUUCCUAGAUAUAUAAUUUUGGAAAUAUAAUUUACAUACCCCAAAGACGGAGAUGUGAACUUCCUUAUGUCAGUCGGGAGAAAUCAAUUAACCAAAUUGGAAAACUCUAAUAUCAUAACUACAUAUGCUGAUUAUAAUGGUUUUUAUCUCCAUAAAAACUAUCAUAAUAUUAUCAUUCCAGCUAAUUCAUUCAAAUCAGGAGAUAAGUUCUACUUAACCAAUUUAAUAAGAAAUGAUAGACGCACAUAUUAAUACUUUCUUAAAAUACGAAAAUUACCAUACCAACCUUGUCCCAAAAAUUGUUCUUCAGAUUCAGGUAAAUGUUUUGAUGGAAUAUGUUCAUGCAAUGAGAAUAUAAUUGAUUUAGAUUGCUCUAAGGAAGGUUAAGCUAUAAAAUUGGACGAGAAAAUUGAAAAUUUGACAAUAUUAGGGACUAAAUACUUUUAUUUUUAAUAACCUACAUAAUUAGAAAAAAUUGUGUUUGAAAUGGGUUUGGAAAAAGAUUAUUAGUAAGAGAUUACUUAAGUCACUCUUUAUUACAUGUUUGAGAAUUUUAUAUACGGUGUUCCAACUCAAUAUUAUACGAAUUUCACUUUCACAAAAGAUCUAAUGUCUAAUUCAAUAAAGUUCGAUGUCUCAAAAUUAACUUAUAAUUCAAAUCUAUUAAGAUUUAAUCGUCUGAUUUUUGGUCUAGUUACAGAGAAAGAGGUGAGAUGUAAUUUUUAUAUUACUUCAAAUUCAUCUAAUGAAUCAAAUGAUGCUGACUUAAAUAUAAUACUAUUUGUUACAAUUUCAAUCGUGCUUUUUAUAAUCUUUUUGAUCAUUUUCAUUGUCAUAAUUAGACGCAGAUUUAUUGCGAGAUAACAGAAUUUACGUAUAAUUCCAGAUUAAGAAGUUAAUCUUUCAAUUUAAUUUUUAACAAGAUACAUGAAAAAAGCUGCAAAAAGAAAAAAAGAUCAAUAAACUUGUUCAAUUUGUUUGGAUGAUAAAAAGGGUGAUCUGAGAUAAACACUUUGCAAACAUCAAUUUCAUGUUGAUUGUCUAUAUAACUGGUUAAUUAAGUGUGAGGCACAAUAUAAAUGUCCAAAUUGCCGAGAAAUUAUUGAUUUAGAAAAAAUAAAAAAGUCUUUCAAACCUAAAUCCUGUCAAGUAAUGGAUGUUAGUUAAGAUAGCAGUUUAGAUUAAAUGAUCGAUUGA